GAUUAUAUUCAUUGAAUUGACAAUUGACAUACCUACCUAAUCAAACUUUUGUUUAUAAAAUGUAGGUAGUGUGUUGGUUUGAUUAAAAUUAUAAUAUUAGUGCCUAGUAUUUAUUUUUCCUAAAUAGACACUAUAAAUUUAAUAUAUUGAUUUUUAAAAGCAUCAUAGCCUAAAUUUCGCUAAAGUUUCAUUAUAAUCAUAAAUUCCCUACUAAAUCUUAACAAUAAUUAUGGUUGUUGACAUUUAACUGAUAAGACACUUGUUUUUAACAGUAAUUAAUUAUUCAGUGAUUUUGUUAAGUCACUUUUUAUCAGUAAGUUACGUACAUAAAGAGGGGCCUGGCGACAAACGUAAUCUCUCAAUUUAUCUUGGUAAAACGAAGAUAAUAUUGUACUGAUUUAGUUCAUUUUAAUUACAUAUUAUUAUACCUAAAUAAUAGCUAAAAAGCGGUUGACUUUAAAAAUGCAUUAUUUACGCUAUCUUUAUAGAAAUAGUCCACUGACAACACUUCAGAACAAUAUAAGGUACAACCAUGCACAAAUCAAAGAGAAAGUUCAAAGAACACAGAUCAGCAAAGUAUUGAUAGCAAACAGAGGGGAGAUAGCAUGUCGGGUCAUGAGAACUGCAAAGAAAUUGGGAGUCAGGACAGUGGCUGUUUAUUCUGAUGCCGACAGACAUGCUAUGCAUGUUGAAAUGGCAGAUGAGGCUUACCACAUUGGGCCUGCACCUUCCACACAAAGCUAUCUAAAUGCAUCUAAAAUUCUUGAAGUAGCUAAAAAGUCUAACAGUCAAGCUAUACAUCCAGGCUACGGAUUUCUAUCUGAAAAUGUUGAAUUCUGUGAAAAAUGUGCUUCUGAAGAUAUUAUAUUCAUUGGCCCACCACCUUCAGCUAUUAGAGAUAUGGGUAUCAAAAGUACGUCAAAAGCUAUUAUGUCAGCAGCCGGUGUACCCAUUGUUAGAGGAUACCAUGGUGAAGAUCAGAACAUUGAGAGACUGAAAGCUGAAGCCCAAAGAAUUGGUUUCCCGCUUAUGAUCAAGGCUGUCCGGGGGGGCGGAGGAAAGGGUAUGAGAAUCGCAAUGACCGAAUCUGAUUUCCUUCCGCAAUUGGAAUCGGCGAAGAGAGAAUCGCUUAAAUCAUUUGGAGAUGAUAAUAUGCUGCUCGAACAAUACAUUACGGAUCCAAGGCAUGUGGAAGUUCAGGUGUUCGCAGAUAUGCACGGAAAUGCUGUUCAUCUUUUUGAAAGAGAUUGUUCAGUACAGAGACGACACCAGAAGAUCAUAGAAGAAGCUCCGGCACCUGGGCUUUCUGAAGAGACUCGUAGAGCGUUAGGUGAAGCCGCAGUUCGCGCCGCCAAGGCCGUGGGCUACGUAGGAGCCGGCACAGUAGAGUUCAUCCUUCAUAGAGUCACACACGAAUUCCACUUCAUGGAGAUGAACACGCGUCUUCAAGUCGAACAUCCAAUCACGGAAAUGAUAACUGGUACUGAUUUAGUGGAAUGGCAGCUCCGCGUGGCAGCCGGUGAGCCGCUGCCCGUCACACAGGAAGACAUCGUCCGGAAUGGCCACGCGGUCGAGUGUAGGAUAUACGCAGAGGAGCCCGCGGCCGGCUUCCUGCCCAGAGCCGGUACACUGCACAGGCUAACGCAGCCUAUCGCUGAAGAGUUUGUACGGGUGGAAACCGGAGUACGCGAAGGACAAGAAGUAUCAGUGCACUAUGAUCCGAUGAUAGCGAAGCUGGUUGUGUGGGGACGCGAUCGAACCGAGGCACUAGCGAAAACAAAGGCAAAACUUACCGAAUAUCAGGUAGCUGGUCUAGAAACAAACGUCAACUUCCUCCUGCGGCUGAGCGGCGCGAGCGCGUUCGUAGCGGGAGAUGUUCACACAGCGUUCAUACCGCAACACGAGGCCGAAUUAUUCCCUAAAUCCGAUACUGUGCUGAAUGAGGACCGCGCUAUUCAAGCUGCUCUGGGACACCUUCUGGUGUCACAAGCUCAACUUGCCACCAAUGAUAGCUGGAAAGGCAUUUCUGUACCGUCUACCGCUUUCAGACCGAACUACCAGCUACAGAAGACCGUGCCAUUGAGAUUUGAUGAAAAAGAUUUCACAGUCACUGUGCAGUACACGGACGUGCCUAAUACGUAUCGAGUACAAGUCGGCGACGGCGAGUGGAGGAGCGUGGAAGCUUACCUCAGCAGUAAUGACAAGGGCCUACGAUUGAACGCUUUGAUCGAUGACAAGAUCAGCAACAUUGGAUUGCUGACGUACGAACAACAAGUUCACGUGUACGACGAGACAGGGCAAACGGUUUUCGUGAUACCUCAUCCGAAGUUCCAAGCGGUCAGCGGAUCGGACCCAGCUGCGGCUGCGAACAGCGCGUCCUCUCCCACACCCGGAGUACUUGAACGUAUACUAGUUAAUAAGGGGGAUAAGGUGGUGAAGGGCCAGCCUCUGUUCGUGGUGAUAGCAAUGAAAAUGGAGUAUGUAGUACGUUCGCCCCGAGAUGGCGUGGUGGAAGCCGUGGCACCCUUCAAACAGGGUGAUGCCGUUGGCAAGGGAACCCAAGUUGUUAUGCUAGAAGACCAAAGCUAAUAAUCUAAUAAUGACACUAUCUUAUAUGUUCCUACAUGAUUUGAUGAUAAAUCAAACUCCGAUGCUAUACUUUAAGUGUUAAUGAAUUCCAAAGUUUACAAAGAUAAGGGUAGUAGAACGUUUUUAUAUUUUGUAAGAGAAAAUGUUUUUUUGUUUUUAAAUAAAAAUCACAUAAAAUAUUGUUAUUAAUUUAUUAGUUCCAAACUCUGCAUGUUUAUUUGCAGAUUCGUAUAUCCAAAAUCAACCGUAGCGGCCAUAUUAUAAAUAAUUUUAAUUUGGUUCCAAGGCUCAAUAAUCAAAACCUUUAUUAAACUCAACUCACAAAGUACGCCUCGGUGUCACAAAAUAUUUUGUUUUUUUUAGUUUACAUAUACCUAUAUACCUAUGGAUAAAUUUAAUGAAACGUAAAAAAAGUUUUAUGUAAAAUAAUAUUAUGAAUCUACACGGUUUGAAAUGGUUUAAAGCCAACGGUUGUGGUUGUGAGGUUCUCGUGAUAGCCGUGGCCUCUGUAUAAUCGUUAUGUAGCAGUGAGUCGGUCACAGAUUCGACAAAACUUUUGUAUUUUUUUUUUGUGUGAAGAAAUAUUUCGUAUUCUGGAAUCUAAGUUUCAGCUUAAAACAAAAUUACAGUGACACAGUGUAUGAUUCUCACUACACAUACCGCACGCUCUCUCUUUGGUCGGUCUAGAUGUGAUAAGGUGAAAUUCAUUUUUGUUUGAAACAUGUUUUUGUUUAUAAUAUCUGGGUCUAAUUUCUGUACUAGCAUAUGGAUUAUAAAUAAAUAAAGUCAAAUGUUCUGCCUGUAUUUAAAUAAUUGAUAUUGGGAAACUUUUAGAAAAAGUAAAUUACUAGUAAUACCUUAUAUUGUAACGACAGUACAAAUUAUUUUAUUCAUUGAAUUCGUUAUUAUUUAUUUAAAACAAAAACGAUAUAUUUAAUGUAAUAUAAAUUUUAUAAAGUGGUUGUAAAUAAAUAUUUGGAAAUAA
This is a messenger RNA of Bombyx mori (domestic silkworm), 3574 nucleotides long. It is a transcript of the gene Mccc1, whose product is annotated as methylcrotonoyl-CoA carboxylase subunit alpha, mitochondrial. Gene Ontology annotation, molecular function: methylcrotonoyl-CoA carboxylase activity; ATP binding; metal ion binding. NCBI's taxonomy places the organism in Eukaryota, Metazoa, Arthropoda, Insecta, Lepidoptera, Bombycidae. The transcript is spliced from 14 exons. The coding region runs from base 463 to 2589 and encodes 708 amino acids. Gene Ontology annotation, cellular component: mitochondrion. The record is from RefSeq and is a predicted model, not a curated record.